Messenger RNA from Cervus elaphus (red deer), 1277 nucleotides. It is a transcript of the gene C20H1orf210, whose product is annotated as chromosome 20 C1orf210 homolog. The transcript has 4 exons. The coding region runs from base 298 to 639 and encodes 113 amino acids. The record is from RefSeq and is a predicted model, not a curated record. Lineage: Eukaryota; Metazoa; Chordata; Mammalia; Artiodactyla; Cervidae.
CCGGGGGUGGGGGUGAGACCUGUGCCUGAAGGUGCUCCGCAAAAGCUUGGGAAGAUGUAGGAUUAGUCCUCCCUGUUGGCGGCGCUGCCCUCCACUCUCACCCGCGCCUCCGGCCCCGCCUGCCCGCUGCGUCCCCAGGUGCUCUUCUGCCUGGACACUCCUCCCAGGUCCUCUUCUGAUUCAGACACCUCCAGCCCCAGGACUACUGUCCCAGGGCUGCCUGGCAUCAGGGGGUCUCCUUAGAGCCAGGGCUCUUCUGGCAGAGGCUGAGGCUCACCAGUGUCUUCUGGCCCCUCCAUGAGUGAGGCAAACCAAACCAUUGUGGGGGCCUCCGAGGUCCCCACGACAUCUACCUUGUCCCUUGGACUGGGCAACGGGAUCCGGGCAUGGCCUAUGCUGGUAGGGGUCGUCCUUGGGGCUGUGGUCCUCUCCCUCCUCAUCGCACUUGCUGCCAAAUGCCAUCUCUGCCGCAAAUACCGUGCCAGCUACCAGCACCGCCCACUGCCUGAAACAGGGAAGGGAGGUUGCCCCGAGGUGGGUGAAGAUGAGGAUGAUGAUGGCUUCAUUGAGGACAAUUACAUUCAGCCUGGGGUUGGUGGGCUGGAGACAGAAGCAAGCAGGGACCGCUUCUCCCUUUGAGUCUUCAUCUUUGGACUAUCCCACCCCCCAUCCCUAUGCUUGACAGCUUAAGAAGAACAGAUAUUUCAUGGGAACCACAAGCCUCAGGGACUUGGUAGUUAGGGCUUAAGGGCUGGUCAGGGGUGGACCAAUCCUCCCUUCCUCGUCUCUAGUCACCAAAGUGAUCAUGACCUUCUUUUACUCAAUAACUCUCAAUGGCUCCCUCCUGUUCUCAGAAUAAAGCUUACCAAGGGCCUGACUUUGAAAUCAUGCCGCUGUCAGCCUUUGGUUUCCCUUCUUGACUGUCCCUUCUUUACUUCCUGCUUAGCUAACUAUUUGUUAUUGCUCCUGCUCCUACCAUGCUGUUUCUCCCUGGACCUUUGCUCACACUCCUCUGUUGCCUCGAUUCCUUUCUCUUCUCCCAAGUCCUCUCUGAUAGUGAUGAAAAUCCCCGGCCAGUAGACUCCAGGCAGCCUGCCUGCCUGCCAGCAUUUCAGAUGUGACCUGAUGAUAACCUUUUAGCAGAGGAAAUUCAGUGUGCCAAAUGUCUUACUGAGAUUUUUUUCCUAUCAAUAAAGUGGUAAUCUAAAUAGUUCUAUUAUGUUUUUCACGGAUAUUAAUGCAUCUCUUUUCAUUUUAAAUAAAAAUAAAGUCUCUCA